UACAUAUUGGUGCUGCAUGAUGUCACCGCCGCCGCUCGAGGCGGAGCUUCAGAAUACGCUCUCCCUUUUUCUCACCUUGGCCCUCGUGUUAUGGUCCGUUCGCAUCGUGGUCUUGAGCCGGCAACUCCGUGCGAUGCAGAUGGCGUUGCAGAAGAACCGCAUUGCGUACGUGCCACAGCUGGGUCCAAGCCUGGAUCUCCUGGAAACCAUGUCGAUGGAACAUCUCCAGCAGUUCCUUCGGCAGCAAGACCAAAUCACACAGGUUGCCAUGGACACGCUCCACGUCCCGUUCGAUCUCAAGAGUGUGCGAUACGCAGCAGCAGGAGCCGGCACAGACGACACCAAGUCGUUGUCGAUUGCCAUUGAAUCCACAGUCCCAUCCUGCUCGGUCCAAAUAUUAUGGGACCUGGACAUCGCGACGGCCAUCUCGACUCUGUCUCAGCCCCGCGGGUUCGUUUCCACUUCGAAGCGGCGCAUGUACUUUCCACGAUCGAUGUCGGCGUUCUGGAGCAACUUCUGGAGCAAGUGGACGCAGUCUGUCGCCACCGACGGCGGAGACCAACAGCCGCUGCAAGACACGUCUGGUUCGUCAUCGUCCCCGCCAUCUACUUCCACGAACAUGCUCCAUCAUCCUUCCUCCAGUCUAUUGGAUUUGGACAAUGGCGAGCUACGCCGCCUUCUUCCCUGCCAACUCCGAACGGACCCGUUGAUCUUGCAUGCAGAACCUCCGUCUACUCCGUCCACCCUCCAUUACACCAACUCAACCUUACCCCGCCCUUCCUCGACCUCCACUGGCGCCGUCGUCCUCGUCCAGACCGCCGCCCAUUCCCAUGUGCAAGUGGUCGUGCAUCCUUCACCUUCUCAUGAUGACCAUGCUACUGUUGGUGUCACCACCGCCUUGUUCGUACUCGACUUGGCCUCAUCUUCCAUCAAACAGCGCAUGUAUUAUCAUCGCUCGACCUCUAGUAACAACGUGCUCGUGGCCCAUGACAUUUACGGCGCGGACGAGUUUGUCGAGUGCAGCAUCUGCCUGGAAGACCCGACGACGGCGAUCGUGCUGCCAUGCCGCCACAAGUGCAUUUGCGCCACGUGUCUGGCUGAAAUUGACGCGUGUCCGAUCUGCCGCGCCAAAUUUGCUUCGUACAUCACGUCCUGA
Messenger RNA from Aphanomyces astaci, 1156 nucleotides. RefSeq lists its product as hypothetical. Gene Ontology annotation, molecular function: ubiquitin protein ligase activity. Gene Ontology annotation, biological process: protein ubiquitination. The record is from RefSeq and is a predicted model, not a curated record. NCBI's taxonomy places the organism in Eukaryota, Oomycota, Saprolegniomycetes, Saprolegniales, Verrucalvaceae. The transcript has 6 exons. Bases 17 to 1156 code for a protein of 379 amino acids.